Messenger RNA from Nicotiana tabacum (common tobacco), 766 nucleotides. RefSeq names its product 11 kDa late embryogenesis abundant protein. Gene Ontology annotation, biological process: embryo development ending in seed dormancy. The record is from RefSeq and is a predicted model, not a curated record. NCBI's taxonomy places the organism in Eukaryota, Viridiplantae, Streptophyta, Magnoliopsida, Solanales, Solanaceae.
GUUCUGUUCUCCGCAACUCAUAAUCAAGAAACUGAGAAGUUAAAAGCGUAGCAAAAUAAAGAGAAUAUUUUAAAAAGGAAUUUGAAGAUGCAAGCAGCAAAGGAGAAAGCAGCUAAUGUUGCCGCUUCGGCUAAGGCUGGCAUGGAAAAAACCAAGGCCGUCGUCGGAGAGAAGGCGGAGAAAUUGACGACAAGUGAUCCAGUGCAAAAACAAAUGGCGACGGAGAAAAAAGAAGAGAGGAUCCAUCAAGCGGAGAUGGAUAAGCUGGCAGCACAGGAGCAGAACGCGGCCUCGAGACAAGUAGCUGCUACCGGAGGAACUACUGCUUAUACUGCUAGCGGCGGUGUGGCUCCCGGUCACACCAUGACCGGGGCCCAUGGGACCACUACGGUGCCUACUGGGACAACAACAGGCGUGGUUGGGACACAGUACCCACCGGGGACCACUACUGGAACCGGAAGUGCUACUGUUCAAGGUCCUAAUACUGGUGGACGUCAUGGAUCUACCACCGGUUCUGCCUUUUAACUAGGAUGAGAGGUGCUUUUGGAGCAAUUGCAAUGAGUACUAGCUAAGAAUAGUUACGAGUGUGUGUUUAUUUUUCUUUGUUUUGGUAGAUAAACGUUCUUUUCCUUCUGUAAGUUGUAAAUUUAGUUUGUUGUGAUGUCGUGUAUCCAUAUUAUCUAAUGUAAUACAAUACACGAUAGUAGCUAGAAAUAGGAAAAUUGUUCAUUUUUAUCUAAUGUAAAUUUAGUUUGUUCUGCCAUAA